AUGAUUGGUCUCGGUGGUUACUUGCAGUUUCCAACGCCAACUGCCUUCCUCUCCUUAUUUUAUUAUUUUCCUCCGUUGUUUCUCUUUUCUCGCACCGGGCACAAACUUCUCCCUUUUCCUUUCCUUUUCUCGCUCCAGACCCAAAACUUCUCUGCAACUAUUUUUUUCUUGCGUUCUCUCUUGCCCUUCCACGAAGCCAGACCAAGGAAGAAAGUGCAAUCGGGUAGGAAUCACCCAUCUCCAGCUGCUGGGAAGAAGACCCAAGUCGAACCCAGCCCCGUCGUUCCAUCUUCGUUCCAAAGGAGCCCGUUCGUCGCUGCUGGAAAGAUGUUGCCUUUUGUUUUGGCAGCCAAAUACCCAAAACCCCUUUUCUACCCAUCUUGUUUCCACUGCACCAAUAGUGCUCACGGAGUGGGUGCUAGCAAGGAAGGGCCCGUGCCAUUGUCUAGGUUUCUUCCUUCGUUGAUUUUGCUCGAGCUGCUGGAAAGGUACACGCAUCUUGGGCAUAGGUGUAGACUGAUGCUUGGCCUAGGCUCUCUUUUUUUUUCUUUUCUUGAGAACACAUGCUUGAUCGAUUAUGGAAUUCUGCGUGUGUUGCCUGUGGAGGAAGACAGAGUGCAUGGACUUGCUUGUCCUGCUUGUUGA
Prunus armeniaca (apricot) is the source of this 645-nucleotide messenger RNA. Lineage: Eukaryota; Viridiplantae; Streptophyta; Magnoliopsida; Rosales; Rosaceae. The record is from the annotation of a GenBank genome assembly.